Astyanax mexicanus (Mexican tetra) is the source of this 3135-nucleotide messenger RNA. It is a transcript of the gene mlycd, whose product is annotated as malonyl-CoA decarboxylase. NCBI's taxonomy places the organism in Eukaryota, Metazoa, Chordata, Actinopteri, Characiformes, Acestrorhamphidae. Gene Ontology annotation, cellular component: peroxisomal matrix; mitochondrial matrix. The transcript has 5 exons. The record is from RefSeq and is a predicted model, not a curated record. Gene Ontology annotation, biological process: fatty acid biosynthetic process; malonyl-CoA catabolic process; positive regulation of fatty acid oxidation. Bases 99 to 1616 code for a protein of 505 amino acids. Gene Ontology annotation, molecular function: malonyl-CoA decarboxylase activity.
CUCUGUCUCUUUAAGACACCGGAAGUGAUCAGCGCUGUGUUGCUAGAGGUCAGGGGUUUAUUUUGGUUCUGUGCUGGAUCUGGUGAGCGGGGUUAAGGAUGCCUCCUGCCCGGUUGAACAUUCCUCUGCGGGCUUGGCGUCACUGGUGUGUUUUGAGGAGCGUGCAGAGCCUCAGAGGGAGGCAGUGUGGAGGUGCUCGGCCACGGUGCUCCUCGGCUCAGCUGAACGGCGGCGAUAUGAGGAGCAUGGAGGAGAUCCUGCGCAGGACGGUGGUUCCUUUGCCCACAUACGAGACCAGAGACAAGUCCCCCCCGCCGCCAGACUCCAGCAGCCUGGAGUUCAUGUACUUCUACAGGAAGCUGGACAAGGAGGGAAAACACACGCUUCUGGACAAGCUGGCUAGGGAGUACGGAGUGGACCACCGGGGUGUCUCGGAGCUGGCUGUGAAGCUGCUGGACACGCAGCUGAGGGACUCGGCCACAGUGCUGCAGGCGGAGGACCGGCUGCGCUACAGUUUAACCCCCAGAUACAGACAUUUACUCGGCCAUAUAAGCAGAGUAGAAGGGGGAGUGAAGUUUCUGGUGGACCUGCGUGCAGAUCUGCUUGGUCUUACGUCUUCUAAGAUCACUGACAGUCCCUACAUGAGGGAACUCAACAGCACUCUGAAGAGCCUCCUGUCUGAGUGGUUUUCUGUGGGGCUGCUCCGGCUGGAGAGAAUCACCUGGCAGUCACCCUGUGAGCUCCUACAGAAGAUCAGCCAAUAUGAGGCAGUCCAUCCAGUGCGCAACUGGACCGAUAUUAAGCGCAGAGUGGGACCCUACAGACGCUGCUAUGCCUUCACCCACGCCUCCAUGCCUGGAGAACCUCUGGUGGUCUUGCAUGUAGCGCUCACCCAGGACAUUUCAGAUAACAUUCAGUGCAUCGUGAGAGAGUUUGAAACUCUGGAUGCGAUAGAAGAGGUGCAGAAGAUCAACACUGCUAUCUUCUACUCCAUCUCCUCCACACAGGCUGGCCUGCAGGGGGUCGAGCUGGGCAAUUACCUCAUCAAGAGGGUGGUCCGAGAAUUGCAGAGUGAGUUUCCUCACAUGGCUCAGUUCUCCAGCCUGUCUCCCAUCCCAGGCUUUACGUCGUGGCUGCAGGGUUUCCUGGGCCAGUACAGGAAGGAGGGUCGUGCUGCCGAGCUCCUGACCGAGCAGGAGUGGAAGGAGGUAGAGGAGCUGACCGGUGCAGCCUCCGGGGCAGCAGCUCUGGAGACCCUGCGCUCUCUUCUCGGCUCUGGAGAGUGGCUGCGCUCUGAGCGGCUGGUUCGAGUACUGGAGCCUGUGUUGAAGCGCCUGUGCGCCUGGUACCUGUAUGGAGAGAAGAGGCGGGGCUACGCACUCAACCCCGUCGCCAACUUCCACCUGCAAAACGGCGCCGUCUUGUGGCGGCUGAACUGGCUCGCAGACACCAGCCCCAGGGGCAUCGCCAACUCGUGUGGCCUCAUGGUCAAUUACCGCUAUUUUCUACAAGAAACCAGCACCAACAGCGCCACCUACCUGCAUAACAAAGUCAUCACAGCUUCAGAGCAAGUGCUGAGCCUGGUUUCGCAGUUUCAGAAGAACAGUAAACUAUAAGAGUAAACUUCUGAUUCACUCCAAUAGAGGAGUGACCUCUGUAAGAAUCUGCUCAGGAGUUCUGAGCACUGUAUAUAAUAUGUAGUAUAAAAAAUAACUCUAGCACUUUGAUGUCAAUGUGACUAAAGGUUUUGACUGCACUUGUAUAAAAUUGUGUAAAAAUUGUAUAAAAGCUUGUACAAACUAUUAUUUAAACUACUCUGAUUUGGUUGUGAUUUGGAUUUGGUAGUUGUUUUUUAGUAGACCUGUAAAGUAUGAUUGUCAUGAUUUUGUGUGUAUAAUUAAUCACACUCUGCAGUACACUUAUGGUAACAUUAAGCACUUAUCAUUGUCUAAACACCACUGACUGAGCUGCAAAUUGUUCAGAUUUAGUUUAGUGUUAGUCUAAAUUCAGGUCAAAUCAUUAGCUUCAGUGCUAAAUUUGGCCCUGAUGUGGUUCUGUGGAGACUAGUCUUGGAUGACUAAAUUGCAGUUUCAAUUGUGAACUGCCUAUAUCUUAGGCUUGUCUUAAUCUGGGUUUGGGAUGUCAUAUAUUUAAUUGUAAAGCAAGACUAUAAACUGAUUCAUGUAACUGAUUCGAUUAAGCUUAAUCUUAAUCGUUGGUUGGGAAGACAAACUUAGACAAUUAACUCAAAGGUUUAUGGAGGAACCUUUUGAAAGCCUAGUCAUGGAUGACUAAACUGUUAAAAAAAAUUCUAUUGGUAAAAAUGAAUAGAACCCAGUACAUUGAAUGCCACUGCGUUUAGAAUAUGUUUUGAUUCUCUAAGCCUUUUGUUCCAAUUAUGUGUUAAACUCAUAACAUGACCUUCAAACGCUGCAGAUGAUGAUAUGUAGCUUGAAAUGUACCCGCUGAAAGGUAGUAAUCUUAAAGGCUGCUGCACAUAAUGCAUUUUUUUUUUACAGUAACAUUCUUUACAUUCUACUUUCUGAAAGCAGUGCAGUAGCCUCAAGUACACAAUUACCUAACAGCAGUUACUCAACCUUUUCUUUCCCUGCUAAAGAAUCUUGACACAAUAUCUUGCAUUUUCCCAUAUUAUAAUUCUUAAUUCAGAGGAAAAGUUUGUUAAUAGCAAAAUGUAUGGGAGUUGUUUAUCGCAGGGUGCAUUUCUCAUACAGAAAAAAAAACAGCUUCUUCCUUAUAUAGGUUUAGUGAUCCUGACAGCGUGCCUUCAGAGGUCUAUAUGCAGUUUGUCCAAGUUUGUCUCAGAUCAGUUCUGAGCUUGGUAAAACAACGUAAAAACGCUUUGUGUUGUGCCAAAUGUUGCUCCCUUAUUUCAGAGAAUUUUCAAAAAUGAGCCUAUUUGAUCUAUUUUGUCUUCGGUAGAGGGCUUGUGCAGGUUUAUCUAGCAUUUUCACGUUGUUGCUUAUUUUCUGGUUUGAAAGAGUCGUGGUAAUGAAGCAUGAAGAAUCUAUCAGCUUCUGUCAUGUCCCUGUUUCACAUUGUGUGUGAGUGUGUGUUUGUGAAGGGUAGAAUGAGUGGGUGGAGGCUACUGGAAUAAAUGAGCUUUUGAUUUCUUCA